Molecule: messenger RNA, 408 nt
Organism: Entrophospora sp. SA101
Lineage: Eukaryota; Fungi; Glomeromycota; Glomeromycetes; Entrophosporales; Entrophosporaceae
Source: the annotation of a GenBank genome assembly
AUGAUAGAUUGGAUUCUCAACUUGGAAGAGGUGUUGUCAUGUAUUCCACCACCCAUAACAUAUGCUCUGAAAUGUACUACAUCAAAGACCACUACAAAGGUUAAUGGUGACCCACCAUCAAGUGUAAUGCUUUGGGAUGACUUCUUCAAUGAAGUGAACUGCUUUCACUUUGACCAACAACCAAGAUUCAAGAGACCACAAUUUAUUCAAAAUAAAGUGGUAUUAAAUGAGGAGGAUGUUUGUGUUGCUAUUGAUGUCAAUAUCUGCAUGGUGUUAAAUAGGUUUAUGGGACCAGACUGCGUAUUUUCAAGGCUAUCAACUCAUACUACUGCCAUACUGGAUUUCAACUGCCAUCAUGUGGAAACAUUGAUAUUGGUAAUUGAAGUUAAGAGGAAGUAUAUAUUUUAG